Molecule: messenger RNA, 2413 nt
Organism: Chrysemys picta bellii (western painted turtle)
Lineage: Eukaryota; Metazoa; Chordata; Testudines; Emydidae
Product: betaine--homocysteine S-methyltransferase 1
Biological process (GO): L-methionine salvage
Cellular component (GO): cytosol
Molecular function (GO): zinc ion binding; betaine-homocysteine S-methyltransferase activity
Source: RefSeq, a predicted model, not a curated record
GGGCUAGGCUGGGCUGUGUACGCCGAGUCUCGCUGCGCCGCCGGGGGAAGCGCCAGCCGCCGGCAGUAAGUGCCUGGGUGCAAAGACAGCGCUGCUAACGCCCCGGAAAAAUGCAGUCGCCGCCUGUCGGAGCGAGCCCCCAGCACGCCAAGAAGAAGGGUAUUCUAGAACGUCUAGAUGCUGGAGAAAUUGUGAUUGGAGAUGGAGGAUUUGUGAUAGCUCUUGAAAAGAGAGGUUAUGUAAAAGCUGGACCCUGGACUCCAGAAGCUGCAGUAGAACACCCAGAAGCAGUUCGUCAACUUCAUCGGGAAUUCCUCAGAGCUGGAUCAAAUGUUUUACAGACAUUCACCUUUUAUGCCAGUGAAGAUAAAUUAGAGAAUAGGGGCAACUACGUAGCUGAGAAAAUAUCUAGCCAGGCAGUGAAUGAAGCUGCUUGUGACAUUGCAAAGGAAGUGGCUAAAGGAGGAGAUGCUUUGGUAGCUGGAGGAGUCAGUCAGACACCAUCAUACCUGAGUGGCAGGGAUGAAGCUGAGGUUAAAGCAAUUUUUCGAAAGCAGCUGGAUGUCUUUGCCAAAAAGAAUGUGGACUUCUUAAUUGCGGAGUAUUUUGAACAUGUUGAAGAAGCUGCAUGGGCUGUUGAAACCUUAAAAGAAUCUGGGAAGCCAAUCGCAGCUACCAUGUGCAUUGGUCCAGAGGGAGACUUGCAUGGUGUACCACCUGGAGAAUGUGCUGUCCAACUGGUAAAGGCUGGUGCUUCUAUUGUUGGAGUGAACUGCCAUUUUGAUCCAGAGACUUGCCUGAGAACUGUGAAGCUCAUGAAAGAGGGCUUGGAGGCUGCUAAACUGAAAGCACACCUGAUGUCUCAGCCACUUGCUUUCCAUACCCCUGACUGUGGGAAGCAGGGCUUUAUUGAUCUUCCAGAAUUUCCUUUUGCUCUGGAGCCAAGAAUUGUCACCAGAUGGGACGUUCAAAAAUAUGCGAGAGAGGCCUAUAACCUAGGGAUUCGAUACAUUGGAGGCUGCUGUGGAUUUGAGCCUUAUCACAUCAGAGCAAUAGCUGAGGAGCUGGCCCCUGAAAGAGGAUUUUUGCCACUGGCUUCUGAGAAACAUGGUAGCUGGGGUAGUGAUUUGAGCAUGCAUACCAAACCUUGGGUCAGAGCAAGGGCAAGAAAAGAGUACUGGGAGAAUCUGUUCCCUGCUUCAGGCAGGCCAUACUGUCCUUCAAUGUCAAAACCAGAUAACUGGGGAGUGACUAAAGGAGCUGCAGAGCUGAUGCAGCAGAAAGAAGCAACAACUGAACAACAGCUGAAGGAGCUCUUUAAGAAACAGAAGUUCAAAUCCAAUAUAGUGGCUUAAGUAUUAGCCUGAAAUAUGUAUGGAGAAUUUCCAAAUGUGCUUGCGUCAUAUGAAAUCACUUGUGAAGACAAAUGUCCAUGUAUCAGUUUACAUGUAAUGGAAGAAGCAAAAUGGAGACAGAAUUUGAUUGCAAAUGAGGUAUCAAAUCUUGAGAAUAAAACACAUUUCUAUAAGACCACUUUAGAAAAUCAUUUAACACAAGGUAGGGAAGGCUGAUGUAUUAAUAAUUAAGCUACCAUUAGGGUUUGCUUAGUGCUGUUAUUUGGUAAUAUGAUGAUGUAAAAGGAGUACAGUGCUAAUUGAAUGUUCAGAGAACAAAAAUUAUAAGCAAUUUUUUUUUACUCCAGUCUCCCAAAAUUAAAAUGUCAUAAACUGCAAUAGGCAGAAGUAGUAAUUGUAUUAACCCAGCAUGCCUAAAACCAUAUGAACCAAGAGCUUUUUAAAAAAAUUACUAUGAAGGGAUAACAUACCUCCAGUAAGCCAUGAUUAAAAUUUUCAAAAGUGCCCUGAUUUGGGGUGCCUAGCCUAAAAUCCCAGAAUUAUCUCAAGCUUGGUGGCACUCAAACUGAAGCUCCCCCCAGUAGAUGACACUUCUGAAAAUUUCCUAUGUUUGGGGGGAGUAAAACACCUCCAUGGAAUGUUUUUACAAUAUGACUCUCAAGUAGAGAGAUUCCCCAAAUAGAAAACUCAAGGGGCAGGAACAUUUGGAUAAACCUAGUUAGAAAUUGGGUUCUGCAGUCCCCCCCAAAAAUUAAACCAGAUUUCUCUCUGGAUUCCAAAUCCAAGCAGUAUUGUUUUGGAAAUGUGGGAGGAGCCUGUACAGCUGCUUUGAAACCCUCUGUACCAAAACAAAUGAGGUUGAAGCCAAAGCCUCUCCUCUGAAUGACCUUUGAGCAACAGGCAACAGGCCCAGCAGACCAUAGGAGUGAGAGUGGCAAUCAGAGCCAUUUAGAAAUGGACUUCUUGGUCAUGUAGCAAAGCUCUAUGCGUUAAUGUCAGAAGGAACAAAGCUCUGUGGAACCUUUAGACCACUCCAUAUUUAAAAAAAAAAAAAGAAA